GUACCGCUCCGGCGGGAAGGUAACGGCGCUCCAUGCAGUCAUGCCGGCCACAUGACCUUGGAGGUGUCUAUGGCCUUUUGUUGUUUAUUUGUUCAGUCGUUUCCGACUCUUCGUGACCUCAUGGACCAUCCCAGGCCAGAGUUCCCGGUUGGCCCUGGCCUCCCUCAGCUCCUUCAAGGUCAAGCCAGCCACUUCAAGGAUACAAUCCAUCCAUCUUGCCUUUGGUCAGCCUCUCUUCCUUUUUCCUUCCAUUUUCCCCAGCAUCGUGAUCUUUUCCAAGCUUUCCUGUCUUCUCAUGAUGUGGCCAAAAUACUUCAACUUUGCCUCUAAUAUCCUUCCCUCCAGUGAGCAGCCGGGCUUUAUUUCCUGGAGUAUGGACUGGUUGGAUCUUCUUGCAGUCCAAGGCACUCUCAGGAUUUUCCUCCAGCACCAGAGUUCAAAAGCAUCUGUUUUCUUUCGCUCAGCCUUCCUUAUGGUCCAGCUCUCGCAGCCAUAGGUUGCUAUGGGGAAUACCAUUGCUUUGACUCUGCGGACCUUUGUUGCCAGUGUAAUGUCUCUGCUUUUCACUAUUUUAUCAAGGUCGGCCAUUGCUCUCCUCCCAAGAAGUAAACAUCUUCUGUUUUCCUGGCUGCAGUCUAUAUCUGCAGUAAUCUUCGUGCCUAGAAAUAUAAAGUAGUUGUAGUUGGUGCCUUACCAAACUACAACCCCAAAUUUCCAUAGCAUUGAGCCACGGCAGUUAAAGUGAUGUAAAACUGCAAUAAUUCUACAGUAUAGAGCCAGCUCUUAUGAUAGGCUUAUUGCCAUAGGUCAGAACUGUUUUGAAGGCACACAACAACAACAACAACACGAUGUGCGUGUUUAAAGUCUUGAGGAAUGUAGUCAAUAGACUGCACUUUAGCCCCUUGAUUUCUUUGGAUGCAAGCGAUUAUUGACACAAACUGUAAACAUCUGCAGAGGUCUUUGGCAGAACAAGGAUCCUCUCUCAUCUUUCAACCAACUGUCUGUGUUUCAGGUAAACCAUUUAGAUGUGAAAUCCAAUGCCUUGGCACGUAAAAGGAGCUCUCAGCUUCUCCGGGCAAGGAACACAUCCCAAGUAAAGCUGCCUGCCAUUUUUUUCCCUUAAAAUUUCAGCUCAGCAGUAUUGCGUUUCUAAGCAACCAACAGAUGCUUUAUUCUUUCGGUUUCCUUGACCAAGAAAUUCAUUCCUGCAAAGGCACAGAAAGAAGAGAAAGGUAUCAUUUGGACUAGAUGCCUCGCUAAUGAUAUUCAGCCAGAUGAAUUCCAGAACUCAAAUCUUUUAAAACACCUGUUCAGCAGAAAGGGCAAAAAAGUAAAUACUAAGCUUGAUCUCCCCAGUUGUUAGAUUUGGUACCUGGAAAGAACAUAUAUUCAUGGAAAGAAAACAUUUGAAAAAAGAAAUUGAAAAACUUUUGGGAGAUUACAUUGGCACUAGACUUCGGGAAAAUGAAUUUGAUCCACAAGGAAAGCAGCAGACCACUUUUCUUGAUGACUUGGCUCACUAUGAUUUGGCAGUAAAUGUUGCUUUGCCUUGGCUCAAUGAUGCAGAAGCCACCAAGUCUCAGGGGAAAGAAAAAAUGAAAGUACAACUACAUGGCCGAUAUAUCUAUCCCAACCGAAUCAAGAGAGAAGCUAUGAUUUUGUCAUCGUAUGCUGGGAUGCUAAUGAAUAGCAUUCCGGUGGAAGAUGUCAUUGCCAUUUAUAACACUGGGCCUUCUGUAACACACUGGCAGAAUUCUGCAAAAGGCCACCAGAUUCACCCUUGCAAUCUCUCUCUGCAUCCUUUUGCUAUGUUGACAGCCCCCCAAGCUGCAGAACAUGCAAGGAAGCAGAGUGUCAAGUUUCGCAAGGCAGCAGCAAACCAAAAUGCCACCACCAACAGUUCAGUAAAAGGAAAGACUAUCAACUGACAAGAAGCAAGGCAUUUAUUUUCAAGAGAGCAGCUCCUUGAAGUAGAUUCUUUUUUGAAAAGUCAAACCAAAACAAACUCUGCUUCUCAUCGUCCUCUGGUUGGCUAGGCCAAACAAAGCAUUGGCCUCAUGUCCAAGUUGGCGUACAUAAGACUGCAGACUUUUUCAGCUGGAAAGCUUUUGUCUCCUCAUAAUUUCAUAUGUAAUAAUAGACUUUGCUGUUGUAAAGGAAUCGAUCUAUGGGUACUUCUUUGGUCUUUGACUCUGUUUGCAGGAACUCUUGAGGCUGUUUGGCUCUAUUUCUGCUUUUUACACAAUCAGAUUUCCAAAGCUUCUUGUAGAUGAAUUGUUCUAAGUAGAUGCUCUUCCAUCAUUUCUUUUUCAAACUGUUGGCAUUUCAUGGUGGUGAAAUGACUCUCCCACUGAUAAAAAAUAAGGAAUACCAUGAAAGAAACCUGCAUGUUAGUUAUUGUUACCAUUUUGACUGCAGAUGGCUUUCUUCUCAAUCUGAGGAUGUGAAUUAUAAUCCACGAAAAAUCAUGUUAAAAUGAAUCUGUUUGCAACACAAUUCCAUUUCUUUUUAUACUGCAACAAAGUGAUAUGUUUUCCUCCCAGAAAAAAAAUCCUUAUGUGUAACUUAUUGUGGGACAAUAUACUGAUAUUAAGAAGGACUCACCAGUGCUAGAUGGGAAAGGCAAACAGUAGGCAGGCUCUCUCCUUCUCAUUGGCCUUACCACACCACUGCUUUAUGUCAAGUUAUUUGAUUUGAAUCUCACCUUAUCCAAUCUUGUAAAAGUAGCUGAUUGUUGAUCCUCUCAAUUGCAUCCUUGCCACAUUUGUUUUUUUGAGAGCACCAUUUGCACAUUUUUAAAAUUGGCAUUUAUGAUAUCAUUACCGACUCCUGUCCCCUGGGCAACGUCCUUGCAGACGGCCAAUUCUCUCACACCAGAAGCAACUCAGGUUGCUCCUGACACGAAAAAUAAAAUCUCACUCUUCACUUCA
Anolis carolinensis (green anole) is the source of this 2930-nucleotide messenger RNA. It is a transcript of the gene c1h2orf80, whose product is annotated as chromosome 1 C2orf80 homolog. The coding region runs from base 1392 to 1928 and encodes 178 amino acids. The transcript is spliced from 8 exons. The record is from RefSeq and is a predicted model, not a curated record. Lineage: Eukaryota; Metazoa; Chordata; Lepidosauria; Squamata; Anolidae.